GACUUACUCACUCAGGGUUGAGUCACUUCUCACACAGCGUCUAACACACAGCACAGGUUAAAAUGUGAUGUGAGAAGUCAAACUGGCAGAGGAGUGGAAUCUGACCGCCCGUCUCGAGUGCAGCACUACCACCUCACACCAUGGAGCCAGAGGGCUGCAUGUACUGUGCAUUAGGUUGCUACGGACCACACAGUGCCAGUGUUAGAGCACGACUCUGAAACACCUCCUCAUCCUCAUCCUCCUGCCUCAGCCUGAAUACACCUGUCACCAUGAUUUGGAAAUUGAUUCAUUUUAGUGUUCUCCUCCUCGGAGCACUCACAUCCCCGACUCCAUCUUCGCCCACCACCACCGCUAACACUGACGGAGGACCCUGUCACAUCGACAACUCCGGCCGCUCCGCAGACUGUCUGGGAAGACAGCUCGACAGUGUCCCGUGGAGACAAUUUCCAUCCACACUGGAGAACGUAGAUCUCUCCUACAAUAAACUUCAAGCUGUUCACGCUGACGACUUCCUCCGCCUCCCUCGGCUUCGUAUUCUUAAGCUGCAGUACAAUAACAUUUUACACAUUGACAUUGAUGCCUUUAAAAACAACACGCUGCUCGAGCAUCUUAACAUCUUCAAUAACUCCCUGCAGGAAAUUCCUGCCACUGCUCUGACUCCUCUUUUGAAUCUGAAAGAGCUCUACAUGUCCAAUAACCUUUACAGACAUGCCACUUUGGAUGAGAGCUUCUCCAGAUUUGGCAAACUCCAGGUUCUGUCUAUGGGGGGCCCUCUGGUGGCGGGUCUGAGGAAAGCUGAUUUUCAGGCCCUGAAGAACAUCCAGUUACAAGGCUUUGCUAUCAAAUGUUCCUCCAAUCUGAGUUAUUAUGAGCCCGGAAGUUUAAAGGUCAUCCAGACAAAGCAGAUAGGCUUUGAUAUGGCCAUAGAUCAACGGCCAAACGCUCUCCCUCACAUGCUACGUGACCUCGCCAGCAAGACCUUUAGCGUCAUCCAGUUCCGCAACCUCUUUGAGUUCAUGUACUACAUGGGAAAAGAGGACAUUUUCCAGGGUUUAAAAGACAUCACAGCCUAUCAGCUCAUCUUUCACAGAGGAAAAUACAAUGAGAAUCUCAUGAGGAUGGCUUUAGUGAACUUACAAGUCGCCCCCAUCAAAAGGUUGAGACUUCAGUACAUCGACUUCGCCCGUUCACCCACAUUUGUUGAUAGCGGAGCAGGUUCCAGCGUCACAGAGCUCGCACUGGAUAAGUUGGAUCUUUGGUAUAUCAGCAAUCCUGAUGUGCUGAGAUUCGACUGGCGCUUCACCUGGUUCAACAAGAUUAAGGAACUGUCUAUUCAGCAUGUCUACUUCAACUCGGUGCCUUGUGAUGCCUGGGUGGAGAUGGCAGGUGUAGAGUCUGUAGAUGUCUCCAACAACCGGCUACAGAACGAGUACAUCUUCAACCAGCGGUGCAAUUACAGGGGCGCCAUGCCAAAUCUUCACACCUUCAAAAUGAGCACCAAUGACUUGACCAGCUUAAAAGACUUGUCGUCUCUAACUAGGGAGUUCCAGCAGCUGCAGGUGUUGGAUUUUAGCAACAACAAACUGGGAUCUGCUGAAACUAGUCAGGGCUGCGUUUGGCAGAAAAAUAUCACUCGGCUCAUCGCUCACCACAAUGAGUUUGUAAGUGUAGCCCUGCGUUGUCUGCCCACCACAGUGCACUACCUGGACCUGUCCUACUGCAACCUGGACCAGCUGGACAUGACGUACUUUGAGAAAGCCACCAACCUGAAGGAGCUCCUGCUGAGUGGGAAUAAAAUCAAGUUCAUCCCAUCUAAGUGGACGAGUCCAUCCCUGCAGUCACUGGCUUUGGAUGGGAAUUCAUUUGGUCUGAUUAGCAAAGCUUCCUUCCAGGACAUGCCUCAGCUGUCCCACCUGAUGGCAGGGAACAAUCCCUACCACUGCACUUGUGAGCUCCAUGCUUUCGUCGAGGACACGAUCUCAAAGGGGAAGGUGAACCUCACAGACUGGCCUCAGAACUACAGGUGUUACCACCCAGAGGCCCUGCUCAACACUGUCGUAUCCAAAUUCCUCCCAGGUCAGGUGGCGUGUGAUAUCAGACUGGUGAUCAUCAUCUGUGUCGCAACCACCGCAGCUGUGAUCUUGAUACUGAUGCUGAUUUGCUAUAUUUUUGACCUCCCGUGGUACACUAAAGCCACCUAUCAGAUCAUCAGGGCCAAGUACAGAGCUCACAAGGAGAAGGCGGCAGGGGAACUGGGGGCUUUUGCUUAUCAUGCCUUCAUAUCCUACAGCCACUGUGAUGCAGACUGGGUGAGGGACCAGCUCCUGCCCUGUUUGGAGAACAACAGGAACCCCUAUCGUCUGUGUAUUCAUGAGAGGGACUUCAUGCCAGGAAGGUGGAUCAUCGAUAACAUCAUUGAAAACAUUGAAAACAGUCGAAAGGUAAUAUUUGUCCUCUCCCGGCACUUCGUUAACAGCGAGUGGUGCAACUAUGAGCUGUACUUUGCUCAGCAGAGAGCGAUGGGAAAGACCUUCAGUGACGUCAUCCUCGUGGUGAAGGAGCCCAUUGAUCCCAGCUCUUUGCCCAAUAAGUACUGCAAGCUCAAGAAGAUGCUGAGCACCAAGACGUACCUGGAGUGGCCCCAGCAGGCCAACCAGCAGGCGUUUUUCUGGGAGCAGCUGAGAAGUGUCCUGGGCAAGCCUGCAGCGACCCAAAGGGGGAGGUUCAGUGUGAAGAGCAGAACCUCAUCUGUGGGAGGUGUUUCUGUGAUUGGGCCCCCUGUGGAGGACAGCAGGCCAGAGGUGGGGGACACUAAUGCAGACAAAGAAGCAGCACUCGAGAACAAAAUCAUUAAGAGGGAUAACGAUGAGCUGUUGAACCAGAGACAAAUCCCUAUGGUGGCAUUUUGACCAAAAGGUUAGGAAAAAAAAGAUCCAUUUCUUCAGUAUUGCCUCAAAGUAUGAACUCAGUUAACCUUUUGUGUGUGGGUUAUGCCAAAGCUGGGAGCAAAAGCCAGCGUCUCAUUAUGAUGACAAAACACGAUCCCCCGCCUGCCUGUGGCAUUCUGUCAUGUUAUCCCCAAAGGGGCGAGCUGAUGCCCUCUGCUCCGCUCUCCCUCUGAGCGUCUCAGGCUGGGUGCCCAGCUGACAGCCGCUGAAAGGCCAGAAACUCAACGGCUCAAAUGAGAUCUCCCAUGUUGCACUCUGGAUAACAAGCGAGGUGCCAGGAAGAUGUGGUGACAAGGGCCACAUUGUGAAAGGGCCGUGCUCUGUUACACGCUCGGCCCUCAGAGAUAUCAGAUCAUAAGUGUUCCAACUCUGAUGUUCCAGAACCGAGUCAAAGGCCACACGGGAUAUACGAUACCAACACUUCACAGGAAUACAAUGUGUUUGGGGAAUUGGAAAGAUAAAAUCUAAAUCAACAGCGAACUUUGGAUUCAGCACUCCAAGCUAGCUCUUGAGUAUUCACACUUUUUCUUUUUCUUUUAUUUAACCAGAAGGGUCCUACUGAGGAACAACAUCUCUUCUGCCAGCGAGUCCUGGUCAAGAUGGGCAGCAAAUAAAAAGCUUCAAAUACAAUUCAAUUUCAAUUUUCAAUUUCAAUUUUAUUUAUAAAGCCCAAUAUCACAAAUCACAAUACGUGCAAUAGAUGUCGUACAGAACAGAUCACCAUGAUAAAUUAACAGUAAUCCAUAUGACACAAUGAGAGAGAGAGAGAGAGAGAGAGAGAGAGAGAGAGACCAAAGAACAAACAUACAAAACACAGCAGACACAAAACAUACAGGAAUCAAGGGCUUUAACAGGAAUCAUGGAAAACGGUGAUGCUUGAUCAAAGCAAUGAUUUUGUUCCUUAAAAAAAUUGUUUUAAAUUAUUUUUAAGCAUGUCAAAAAAGGGUAAAGAUUCUAAGUCAAGUAUGUCCAGUGGCUCAUUUAAGCGUGCAUGGUGUGAAAAGGGCCUUCAUUUUAUAGUUGUAGUUUACUGAUGUAUGAACAGAGGUUACAUAAAACCAGAGUGACCGUCCUCUACUGACCAAUCAGACUGCAGGGUUUCUAGCUCCACCUUUUAGUACCAGAUCUGUGUGCUAGGUACCCCAACAGAGGGGGGACCAAACAUGGGGACGCUAAGGAACGCUUCUGUUGGGACCAUCCACAACUUUUCACUGUGUGUGGACAGAAGCAGUGCGUACCAUACUGAACUGAACUGGGGGACUUAAGUGAUAGCUAGUUGAUACAAUAGCAACAGUUAAAGGGACAGUUCACCCCUAAAUCAAAACUACAUAUUUGAACUACAUACUUUGACCUGUAGUGCUGUUUAUCAGUCUGGAUAGUUUUGGUGUGAGUUGCCGAGUGUUGAGAUAUCAGCCGCAGAGAUGUCUGCCUUCUCUCCGAUAUAAUGAAAUCAGAUGGCACUCCAAAAAUUACAUUUAAAAAACUUCAGUGUCUCUCUCCAAAAAUCAUGACCUGGUUGUUCAAAAUAAUCCACAGAACUUUUCGUGAGCAGUGAGAUUUUUCUCUCUACCAAACUACACCUGCCAACUGUAUCACCGCACUCAUGGAAGCAUGCAUCUGCUCAUGGACGAGAGGUUCAUGCUCGUGAGGCAGCGUGGGAUGUGAACAUUACAUCUCACUGGAAAGACACGUUGCUGUUGAGGUUUUCAAAUGUAUCUUUUUGGAGCUUUGAGCAGCACAAGCCGAGCGCCAUCUGAUUCCAUUAUACUAGAGAGAAAGGAGGACUCGAGGUACAGUAUCUCCAACACUCUGCAGCGAACACCAGAACUAUCUGAGGUGAUAAACAGCACUGCAGGUGAGAGGAAAGUUCUAUAUUUUUGAUUCUGGGGGAACUGUUCCUUUAAGCAUACAAGUGAUAGUCUAUAAAACAGAAAAAAGGAAGUUAUGAGCCAGUUGGCGUUCAAAGGCUGAUCCAGUGGCUCUCUGUAGGUCUGCUAAUGUUUCAGGCUGGCUGCCUCUGUGUUUGACUGUAUUUACAUGUACAGAUACAUAAACCAUUAUUUGACUGCUGUCAGUUAUCUUUCUUCACUUGUUCUGACUGAGCUGUUUGUGUUCAACCUGUGAGGUCACUGUUUUAUUAGGAGGUCAGCAGCAGCUCCGUUGUGUUGCUUUGCUUUAGUGAUGACUUUGAGCUGAGCUCACAUGUGCCAUGAUGUUUACUGUGGCUUGAAAACAUUUGAAAAAAAAAAAAAAAAACAGUUUUGUGUAACAAUUUAAAAACUUUUCAUGUCUUGAGUUGAGUUUACAGAUAAAGCCAUUUGUAAGGUUUGCAGAUGGCCAGUAGAUGACACCAUUGAACUUUUUAUUUUCUUGUUGAUGUCCCACAGAGACAGACAGAGAUGUGACAUGUAAUAAAUGCAUUUCCUGAAUAUAAGGCAUGCUGGCAUGAAACACAUUAAAUCAGUUCUUUAAAGUAUUAAACGUAAUCGUGUGCAGAAUCAAACAUGCAAAACAGACCUGUUUAUUCUUUAUGCAGACUCCUUGUACUCUGUGCUUCUGUAUUCUCUGCUCAUGUUUUCACAUUUAAAAUACAGCAUGUGCCUCAGUUUCAUAACCUGUAAAAAGCUGGACAUUUAUCAUUCUUGUAUAGAUGUAUUUGUGUGUAAUCAAAUAA
Messenger RNA from Epinephelus moara (kelp grouper), 5622 nucleotides. RefSeq names its product toll-like receptor 18 (gene tlr18). Lineage: Eukaryota; Metazoa; Chordata; Actinopteri; Perciformes; Serranidae. Gene Ontology annotation, biological process: toll-like receptor signaling pathway; inflammatory response; immune response. Gene Ontology annotation, cellular component: membrane. The transcript is spliced from 5 exons. The coding region runs from base 270 to 2909 and encodes 879 amino acids. The record is from RefSeq and is a predicted model, not a curated record. Gene Ontology annotation, molecular function: protein binding; transmembrane signaling receptor activity.